GACCUCGGGGGGCAACCCACUCCUUCGUCACCGUCUCCGUCGAGUGGCAAAGAAGACGAGAGGACGAACCGCCGGAGAUGGCCGCCGACGGGGAGCCUCCUGUGAACCACAAGUGAUACGGUGUCGAGACUGUUUGGUUGUAAACGAGGCACGCCGCACGCGUCAUUCUUGUUUUGUCAGGUGAAGACAGUGGUGGUUGGGUGGAGGGGGUGCGCGUGGGCGGCGGUCGAUGACGUUUCUGUUCCCGGUCAAGAACCAGCACGGUGCAAUGGAGGGUAGGCUGCCGGCGUUGGCUAGGGUGUCGAUGUUCCGGAGGCUGGUGAUGCGGGUGGCCCCGGCCGAGCGGCUGGCCGGGGACGGCAAGGAGACUGAGAGGGAGAAGGAUGAGAGGCUGCCAGGCGUGGGCGCGGGCGGGGAGGCGGAGGUGGGGUCGGUGGCGCUGGACCGGAUGGUGCUCAGCUUCAUGGAGGACGCCGCGGCCGUGGAGCGGCCCCCGCGCGGGCGCUGCAACUGCUUCAACGGCAGCAGCGGCCACCAGGACGGCAGCGAUGACGAGGAGUUCGACUUCCUCCCCUCCGCCUCCGCCCCCACCGCGGCACCGGCCGCGGCCGGCGACUCCUUGGAUCUGCUGAAGAGUCUGGUGCAGUGCGCGAGCGUGGCGGAGCGUAACCUUCUCGCCGACGCGUCGCGGAUCACCGAGCGGUGCGGCAAGGGCGGCUUCGGCCGGAAGAAGGCGGACGUCCGGCGCGCGGUGGCCGACGGGCUCCGGGUGCUCGGGUACGACGCCGCGGUAUGCUGGUCGCGCUGGGACAAGGCCCCCUCCCACCCGGCCGGGGAGCACGAGUACAUCGACGCGGUGGUGGAGUCCGGGACGCGGCUGGUGCUGGAGGUGGACUUCCGGUCAGAGUUCGAGGUGGCGCGCCCCACCAAGGCGUUCCGCGCGGCGCUGCAGGCGCUGCCUCCGCUCUUCGUGGGGACCCCCGACCGCCUCGGCCGGAUCGUCGCCGUGGUCGCCGAGGCCGCGCGGCAGAGCCUCCGGAAGCGGGGCCUCCACUUCCCGCCGUGGCGCAAGCCCGAGUACAUGCGCGCCAAGUGGCUGUCCCCCCACGCCCGCAGCUGCCCGGGCAAGCUAACGCCGCCCACGCCCGUGUCCGCCGCUAGCUUCUCCGGCGAGUUCGAGCUGCGGUUCGACGACAAGACGAAGCCCACCAGUUGGAGCUCGCCAGUUGCGGGCGAGGACGGGGAGCAGGAGAAGAUCACGGUGGUGGUGUCGCCGUCACCGUGGCGCCCGGUGGAGCCGGAGGCGAGCAAGAAGAGUCCGCAGGCCAAGGGGAAAGUGGUCACCGGGCUCGCCUCCGUGCUCUGAGCGCGGCGUGGUGCUCUCAACGCCUCAACCCAAGAAAUUUUCUUCCUUUCCUCCCCGCCCCCCCCCCCCCCCCUCCUCCUCCUGCGUUUCUCGAUCCGUCCGAGGCCCGGCUCCAGGUGUUUUAGCGGUUUUCCGGUUCCUCGGAAAAGAGAAAAACGCAGCCGUUUCCAUUUUCAUCUUUUCCCUUUUCUGUUUCUCUUUGUUCAGUUUAUAGUACUAUUUUUGUUCCUGCGAAAUUCUGCGUUUCCACAACGGGUGGAACUGUAGGAAUCUAUGUACUCUUUUGUAGAGCUUCGUUGAGAAGAAGACGAUCUAUCUACUCUUUUGUAGAGCUUUCAGUAAGAGACUGCUGAUCGUGCUCAUGAGAAAUUUGUACGGUGAGUUUUUUGAA
Messenger RNA from Phragmites australis (common reed), 1757 nucleotides. RefSeq lists its product as uncharacterized. The record is from RefSeq and is a predicted model, not a curated record. The coding region runs from base 230 to 1366 and encodes 378 amino acids. NCBI's taxonomy places the organism in Eukaryota, Viridiplantae, Streptophyta, Magnoliopsida, Poales, Poaceae. The transcript has 2 exons.